This is a messenger RNA of Aureobasidium subglaciale EXF-2481, 990 nucleotides long. RefSeq lists its product as uncharacterized. Lineage: Eukaryota; Fungi; Ascomycota; Dothideomycetes; Dothideales; Saccotheciaceae. Bases 402 to 896 code for a protein of 164 amino acids. Gene Ontology annotation, cellular component: membrane. Gene Ontology annotation, biological process: copper ion transmembrane transport. Gene Ontology annotation, molecular function: copper ion transmembrane transporter activity. The transcript has a single exon. The record is from RefSeq and is a predicted model, not a curated record.
CUCGUUUGGUAGUGCGCUGGAAUUGAGCAAGUUUGAGGUGGCUAUACGUCUGGCCAUGCGGAUACCCUGCGGCCAUGGCAAAUAUGCGGUGGGCAAGGUUCAUCUGCCGAGUUGAUAUACUGCUAGUAUGGACGCGUGCUUUUGGAUGUCCCAUCUCAAUUUGUCAAACAGCCAUUUGAUUUCUCCUCAUCCUUUUCCUCUGGAAAGCCGAUACUGCUGUCGAAAAUGUCACAUUCAAUGUCAAUGGGCGGCGAAAGUUCGUCAGAGUGCAAAAUAUCCGUAGGUUCCGUAGGCGUUGAUUAACUUGCCUUGUGGGGUCUGACAAAGAGUAGAUGCUCUGGAACUGGUAUACGGUCGAUGCUUGCUUUCUAGCAUCGACCUGGCAUAUCAGGACCACUGGAAUGUUUGCUGCGUCUUGUGUAGGAGUCUCCCUCCUCGUGGUGUGCCUCGAGUUUCUACGGCGAUUGGGCAAAGAAUACGAUUCCUACAUACUUCGUCAGUUCCAACGAAGAGUUGCCAGCCUCCAAUAUCUUCCCAGAGUAUCACAUAUCGCUCCAAAGUUCGACGAUGAGCGCAAUCCGAGUGGCUGUGGUCCCGAUGCGUCUUGUGCCCCUCCUCUUCCUGAGCAGAAGUACAUCACAUUCCGAGCGACGCCAGUCCAGCAAGUCACCAGGGGUAUCAUCCACGCGGCGACGUUCGGUGUUGGGUACAUGGUCAUGUUGCUGGCCAUGUAUUUCAAUGGCUAUAUCAUCAUCUCUAUCGUUAUCGGCGCCUUUCUAGGCAAAGUUCUGUGCGAUUGGAUGGUUGUGAGGUUGCCGCUCGUCAUGGAUCAAUCUCUUGAUGACUCGCGAGGAGAAGAAGCUGGUAUCUCGGAACCCACUGUGUGUUGUGGAUGAAUGGUGCGGCGUGGGUGCAAUGAAGGCUAGGAGAUGUAGAGUCAUGCUAGUGACCAUACGUAUUGUGUAUCGAGAUCAGCAUCACUUUGCCAGC